UCGAAUUAUAGUCAAGUGAACCCUGGCCUAGGUCCUCGCAAGGAAGACGAGGUUUAAUAUGGCGAGCGUCGCGGUGGAGAAGACGGCGGAGGAGCUUCGGAAGGAGAUCGCCGAGUUACAGCGUCAGCAAUGGGAGAUCACUGAACGCCUGCGAAAUCCGAGGGGAAUUCGACGUGCCAGCGCUGGCGCCGGCACCGGCGUCGGCCCUGGCACUGGAGCUGGCGGACCACGGCUCCGCGGUGUCAUUAGAACCGCUCCGGAAAUGGAGGAACAGCCGGUUUCUAAGAGGCGACUCUCUUCUGCAGUUGUCAAGGUUGAUGGUGAAGAGAAUAAGGAUGGUGGUGCUGAAGCGGAAGAUCCCCAGGUUCAGGAUCCAGCAGUGGAAGUCGGGGCUUCCUCUGGUGGGGAGAGCAGCAAGGUAAUGCCUGGGAGUGUUCAGAUUAAUGAGGCGUUUAGAAGAGAUGGUAGUGUCCGGUUGAGGAAGAUGCAGGACUAUGAUGCUAUUCCAACAGAAACAGUUCCUAGGGUGUUGCCAAAAGAGGAUGACCCAAACUUGGUGAAGAGAAAUAGAAGAAUGCUUGGCCAGCUGUUGGGUACACUGGAGAAAUUUCGUGAAGAAGACAAACAGCUUUCUUCAACAGAGGCAUAUAUGAGGAGAUCAGAUUCAUUGAAGAGGGCUGAACAAAAGGCCCGUGAGGAAAGUGAGAGGUUAAGGCAACAAGAAAGAGAACAGAUUUCAGAGAAGCGCAGGCGUGAUUUGACCCUUCGAGCUCGUGUUGCUGCAAAGGCUGAGGAAAAGAAAUUGGAGCUUCUAUUCCUCUUCUGGGCUGAGCAUCACAAGAAGCUCUCCAAUUUUUUAAGGACAAAAACAGAACCUCCAAUUUAUUACAUGCCAGCUAAGCCUUUAGUUGAGGAUGCAAUUCUUCAAGAGCAGCAGAAGGAACAGGCUUUUCAAGAAUGGAAGUCCUUGCGAAGAGCAGAGCUGUCAGAGUACCAGAAGCAGAUCGAAGAGAACUAUAUCUCCAAUGUGGACAAGGAGCUUGAAAGGUGGCAAAAUGCGAGGAAUGCGAGGAGAUCAAACAAUCUGGCCAAUCUCCAGGAAUCCAUGGAUAAGGAGCUUGAGACACACAGGUUAGUACAUGGUCCUAAGACAAGGAGGAUUUCUGGAGGCAAUGACGAGGACGAGGAUGUUGAGGACAUUGUUAUUGAAGACGAACUCUUGGACGAGGUCCUUGAGCCACAUGACAGGCCUGAAGCCGAUGCAACAAAAAUCCCAGAAAUAAGUAACGGCGGUUCUGGUCCAGCUUGAGAAACCACCAGAAACAAUAUUAUUCUUGCAUUCGUAAUGAUCUUACCGCUUAACUUUUACCGUAUUUUAUCUUUGAUUUCUUUAUGUUUGAUACGAUGAAGUGUUUUCUCUAGAAAUCUUAUGUGCUUGAAAGUAGUAUAUUAUAGUGUUUUUGUUGUGUUGCUUGUUGAUGUUUUUAUGGAAGGUUAUAUAACAGCUUUUUCAGUAGCAUGACCUCUUUGUUUUCA
This is a messenger RNA of Dendrobium catenatum, 1536 nucleotides long. RefSeq names its product pinin. The record is from RefSeq and is a predicted model, not a curated record. Lineage: Eukaryota; Viridiplantae; Streptophyta; Magnoliopsida; Asparagales; Orchidaceae. The transcript is spliced from 10 exons. Gene Ontology annotation, cellular component: catalytic step 2 spliceosome. The coding region runs from base 59 to 1309 and encodes 416 amino acids.